Messenger RNA from Acomys russatus (golden spiny mouse), 1670 nucleotides. RefSeq names its product carboxylesterase 1C-like. The transcript has 12 exons. Gene Ontology annotation, biological process: lipid catabolic process. The annotation marks the transcript as partial. The record is from RefSeq and is a predicted model, not a curated record. Gene Ontology annotation, cellular component: endoplasmic reticulum; lipid droplet. Gene Ontology annotation, molecular function: carboxylic ester hydrolase activity. Lineage: Eukaryota; Metazoa; Chordata; Mammalia; Rodentia; Muridae.
CUUGUGUUUACUUGUCCAACAGGGCAGCCAUCUUCACCACCUGUGGUGGACACCGUUCAAGGCAAAGUCCUAGGGAAGUAUGUCAGCUUAGAAGGAUUAACAGAGUCUGUGUCCGUCUUCCUGGGAGUCCCCUUUGCCAAGCCCCCUGUUGGAUCCCUGAGGUUUGCUCCACCACAGCCCGCAGAGCCCUGGAGCUUUGUGAAGAAUGCCACCUCCUACCCUCCUAUGUGCUCCCAAGAUGCAGUCCUUGGAAAGAUGCUUUCAGAUAUGUUCAGCACCCAAAAGGAGAACAUUUCUCUCAAGUUUUCGGAGGACUGUCUCUAUAUGAAUAUUUACACCCCUGCUGACUUACCAAGUAGCAGCCGAUUGCCUGUGAUGGUGUGGAUCCAUGGAGGUGGAAUGGUGACAGGAGGGGCAUCAACCUAUGAUGGACUGGCUCUCUCUGCCCAUGAAAAUGUGGUGGUGGUGGUCAUUCAAUACCGCCUGGGAAUUUGGGGAUUAUUCAGCACAGGUGAUGAGCACAGGCCUGGGAACUGGGGUCUCUUGGACCAGCUGGCUGCACUACGCUGGGUCCAGGAGAACAUUGCCAACUUUGGAGGGGACCCAGGCUCUGUGACCAUCUUUGGAGAGUCAUCAGGAGGUUUCAGUGUCUCUGUUCUUGUGUUGUCUCCUCUGGCCAAGAACCUCUUCCACAGAGCCAUUUCUGAGAGUGGUGUGAUCAUCAGUACAAAGCUGAUCAAGGAGAAGACCCAGUCUGUGGUUGAAAAAAUUGCUGCUGUUUCUGGGUGUGAAAACAUGACAUCAGCUGCCAUGGUUCACUGCCUGCGCCAGAAGACUGAGGACGAGCUCUUGGAGAUCUCACAGAAACUGGCACUUAACAAUACCUUCCCAUCCGUAGUGAUUGAUGGAGUGGUCUUGCCAAAGGCACCAGAAGAGAUCCUGGCUGAGAAGAGUUUUAAUACUGUCCCCUACAUUGUGGGCAUCAACAAGCAAGAGUUUGGCUGGAUCCUUCCAACGAUAAUGGGCGAUCUACUCUCUGAAGGCAAAAUGAAUGAGAAAAUGGCCCGUUCCCUCUUACGGAGGUUCAGCGCUGAGCUUAACAUCUCUGAGAGUGUGAUUCCUGAAGUCAUUGAGAAGUUCGUAGGAAGAACAGACGACCCUAUCAAAAAGAGAGACCUUCUCCUGGACAUGUUUGCUGAUCUGUUUUUUGGUAUCCCAACUGUGCUCAUGGCCCGUGGCCUCAGAGAUGCUGGGGUUCCUACCUACCUGUAUGAGUUUGCGUACUACCCAAGCUUCGUAUCUGACAAGAGGCCCAAGACGGUGCUGGGAGAUCAUGGUGAUGAAAUCUUCUUUGUAUUUGGAAUUCCAUUUUUAAGAGAGGGUGCCUCAGAAGAGGAGACCAUCCUCAGCAAGAUGGUGAUGAAAUUCUGGGUCAACUUUGCUCGACAUGGGAACCCCAAUGGGAGGUGGUUGCCCUAUUGGCCAGAGUAUGACCAGAAUGAAGGGUAUCUGCAGAUUGGAGCUACCACCCAGCAAGCCCAGAGACUGAAAGACAAGGAAGUGGCUCUCUGGACUGAGCUCCUGGCUAAGAACCCACCUCAGGCAGAACACACUGAACACACAGAACAGGCAUGAAUGGGAGGCUUUGCCAGCCUCAGGACCAGGAGCCA